Messenger RNA from Triticum dicoccoides, 2036 nucleotides. RefSeq lists its product as uncharacterized. The record is from RefSeq and is a predicted model, not a curated record. Lineage: Eukaryota; Viridiplantae; Streptophyta; Magnoliopsida; Poales; Poaceae. Bases 1 to 1206 code for a protein of 401 amino acids. The transcript has 7 exons.
AUGGAGAGAAAAAAUGCUGACACGUCUAGUGAGAAAUAUGAAGAAGAGGAAAAAGUGAAUGCGAUGAGUUUUGAAGCUGCAGAAGCAUACCCAUCAUUAAUGGUGCAACGAGUGCAAGGAGAUCGAAUGGAGGAUAAGGGGCACCGAUGGAAUAUUUUCCUGUCUGAGUGUAAGAUCAACAACACCAAUUGCAAGCUGAUAAUAGAUGGUGGAAGCUACACUAAUGCAGUCAGCAAAGGGUUGGUUGAUGCUUUGGGGUUGCCUGCAUUGAAGCACCCGCAACCCCACCAUGCCGAGUGGUUGUAUCAUACAGGGAAGUUGAAGGUUACUCAUAGGGUGCGUGUCAAAUUCUCUAUUGGUGGUUAUACUGAUAAGGUGCCACCAGCUAGUUCAAAGAAAGAUAUGGUGAUGCCAAACUUCAGAACACCUCCAAGAUGUUGCUGCCACGUAGGACAACCACCACUGUUCGGGGUAAUGGCAUCUCGGUCCAAACUCAUCCCCACUUCUCCUCCCCCACUUCCCCGAGCAGUUGCUGUCCACCACGGCAAAACUGCCGCCACGCGCUCCCUUUUCCCCCUUCCCAUUCCAUUUGUUCCCAUCCCCAUCCGCAUUCCACCCCUCUCCCCCCUUUACUGGGUGGUUUCCAGUCCACCCACACCCCUUCAUUGUCUCCUUGAGUUGCUAGUGAGGGAUUCAGAGCGGACAGAUCUCAGCCGACUGCCGUUGUUGUCGGGGGCGCCCGCGAACUUUGCCGGCGAGUCGACUACUUCGUUGGUGGAAGUUCUCCAGUCGACCAGUGGGGGUUGUCUGCGAGGCGGCGACGAAAUUCCAUCAGGGAUUAUUGUAGAAGUGCUUACUUGCCGGAGUUCUUCAUCGGCGGAUUUCCUCUCCGGCGACUGCGGAAGCUUCUUCUCUUCGGCGAGCACCAUGGUUCGGAACGUCCCUGACUCCGAUGAUGAUGACUUCAUGCCGCCCGGAGCUGAAGUUGCGGGUGGUGCUAAUCGCAAUGCAAAGAAGCAGAAAAACCCGCGCAACGGAGGAGCACAUGAACGUAUGAUAGAACUGUAUGCCGAUUUUGAUAAGCCCAGAAAGAAGCUGCAAAGGAAAUGGGGAUGCAGGGCAUGGUGGGAUUCCAUUAGACGAGGACCUUGUUUUCAGCACACUUGGUGUCCCCAAUGGCAGCAUGGAUGUCCCAUACAAGGUUGAUACGAGAGUGCAAGCAUGUCUUUUCCCUGAAAUGUUCCCUAGUCUUACGUCCCUACCGGUGAACUCCGCUUUUGUGAAUAUGCUUGUUACCAUCCAAACAAGCGACGAUGACUUCAAGAGGAAAUUGCUCAUGUACUUGAUCUCAAAUGUCUUUGCCCCAAUGACAUUGUUACGCCCCAGCAGCAGAUGCUUUCCUGUUCUGGACCAGAUAGGCAACGUUACCAACAUGAACUGGUGCAAGUUCAUAGUUGGUUUCCUUCAUACUUCACUAUCUAAUAAAAUGUACAACCAAGGCUGUCGGUUGCAUCUAAUGGCAAGUUUUUUUAUGUCAAACCCUUUGCUUUUUCCAUUCUAGGUCGUCCUCCCUCCCCCAGUGUUUUCUUACUCCUUUUUCGCAUUAGAAGCUAAUUUUGCGUGAGCACCUUGACCUACAUGUUUGCAUUUCUUUCAGCUCCUGUAUGUCGAUAAACUUGACAUCAACACUGUCAACCUUAAACCGGUUGGCGGACUGCCUCCAUCACACAAGUUUGUUACGUGUCCUUUGUCUGAUGCCACAAUCAAGGCUAUUCUCGUUGCGGACAGGAAGCCCGAUGGGACGUUUGGCAAGCUACAGACUAGUACUUUUACCUUCACUUUUCCAUCUCCACAGUCACAUACAAAAUAUGUGGCAACUUCUUCUUUCAUUGCUAGCAAUUGCUAGUUUCCUUUUUUCCACUUUUCAUACACUGCAACUUGGCCACUUUUUUCAUUGUAUAUUUUUUUACUUACAUGUCCCCUAAUCAUGACUGGCAACACAUACUGUAUUAGCAAUGGCAACUUCAUUGUUUCAA